Alternaria atra is the source of this 2463-nucleotide messenger RNA. RefSeq lists its product as uncharacterized. Bases 1 to 2463 code for a protein of 820 amino acids. The transcript has 3 exons. The record is from RefSeq and is a predicted model, not a curated record. NCBI's taxonomy places the organism in Eukaryota, Fungi, Ascomycota, Dothideomycetes, Pleosporales, Pleosporaceae. Gene Ontology annotation, cellular component: nucleus. Gene Ontology annotation, molecular function: RNA polymerase II CTD heptapeptide repeat phosphatase activity.
AUGAAGAUCGUUUCGCCCCGGGAUUUGAACUAUCCCGUCACCGUCAUCGACCUCCUCAAGAAGCGCGACGAUGACGUACAGCGGUCGGGGAAGCUAUUCAAUUACAGCUAUGACAGUCGCGUCACCGAGGGCGACAAGUGGGGAGGCGAGAAGACUGUCAUGAAGAAGUUUAGGCAGACAUUCGCUGCAAGUACUGAGGGAAAGAUCACGCGAUGGUUCAUCAAGCCUGGCACUGUCAUUGAGAAAUAUGGAACCCCCCUUCUUGAGAUCGAGGAGCCAUGUACCCACGAGACACAGUUUGGCGGCCUCUGCGUCGACUGCGGCAGAGAUAUGACACAAGUCGACUACCUCACCAAGGAACUCGAUCUAGGACGCGCGACGGUGAACAUGGCGCACGACAAUACCGCGCUCCUCGUCAGCCAUAAAGAGGCGGUAGCUGCAGAAGAGGACGCGAAGAAGCGUUUACUGAGCGCGCGAAAGCUGACCCUUAUCGUCGAUCUGGACCAGACCGUUAUCCACACCACCUGCGAGCGCACCAUUGCCGAAUGGAAGAACGACCCCGAGAACCCGAACCACGAUGCUGUUAAAGAUGUGGAAGGCUUCCAGUUGGCUGACGACAAUGUCUCCAACGUGGCUGCAAAUUGGUACUAUGUUAAGAUGCGCCCCGGUCUCAAGGACUUCUUCGACCGAGUUUCGAAGCUCUACGAGAUGCAUGUCUACACCAUGGCCACCCGAGCGUAUGCGCAAGCAGUCGCAAAGAUUAUUGAUCCCGAGCGCAAGUACUUCGGUGACCGCAUCCUCAGCCGCGACGAGAACUAUACAGACAAGCUGAAAAGUCUGACGCGACUCUUCUACCAGAACACGGCAAUGUGCGUUAUCAUCGAUGACAGAGCAGACGUCUGGCAAUACAGCCCGCACCUCGUUCGCGUCCCCGUUUUCAACUUCUUCCCAGGCGCCGGAGACAUCAACGCGAGCUUCCUACCUAAGCAGCAGGAGCUCGUAUCAUUCGCGAAGGACAAAUCCCCCCCAACCCCGAAGAAGGCCACGAUCGAAGCCGCGCCUACAAACAUCGUCUCUGUGGCGGGCAAACCGCUCGAAACAACUCCAACCAACGUUACAAAUGGUGAUCUGAAUGAGCUGGGACAGCAACUCAUAUCCUUGGCCGCAACCGAAGACCUGGAGGAGCAGGCCAAGGAGCGGGAAAAGCUUAUCAUCGCGCAGCAAACCGAGCGGCCUCUGCUGCAACAACAGCUCAUGCAAGACAAGGAAGAUGAAGAGGCAGAUGAUACAGAGGCACCUGUUGAGGACUCACCGCAAGUCGAACACCACAAGGCCCGACAUAGUAUUCUCAACAACGACGAUAGAGGACUGGAUGUUAUUGAACAGAACCUCAAUCUCGUCCACCGCACAUUUUACGACGAGUACAGGAAGGCCAGAGGAAAGGCGCCUGCAGAUGGUCGCGUCGCCGCAUUGAAGGGUGAGAAGAGCCCGAAGAAACGCUCCAUGGAAGACUUCAUCCCCGACGUUGCCGAGAUUAUGCCGCGCAUCAAGGGCGAAGUGCUCGACGGUGCAGUGGUCGUCUUUUCCGGCAUCAUUCCGCUUGGCGUAGACGUCCUCACAUCCGACUUCGCCCUCUGGAUCUCGUCCUUCGGCGCAGAAGUAACAACAACUGUAACUCGCCGCACAACCCACGUCAUCGCCAACCCCGACCGCAAAACCACAAAAGUAAAGCGCGCCGCCCGCUACCCCCACAUCAAAAUCGUAAACCCGGAAUGGAUGUUCCAGUGCUGCACCAGGUGGGAGCACGUAGAUGAGACACCGUAUAUUAUCGAGACAGAGGCAGCGGGCUCACCUGUCGCUGAUCUAGAAGAUGAAAGCAUCGACGGAACAGGCGACGAAGCAAAUGACGACGGCGCACCACAAUCCCCUAUUGUAGAGAUGUCGAAUGACGACUGGGCACAGCUAGAUGAUGAGUUGGCGGAUUUUAUGAACGCGACGGACUCAGAAGCCGGUAGCGAAUCAGACUCUGAUAGUGUGAGGUCGGAAAACAGCACAGCCUCCGCAUCCAUAUCCGACUCGAAACAGAAUGGUGGUGCUGGCAGUAAAAAGAAACGCAAACGCACCAGCACCAAUUCCACAGAGGGAAGUGAAGCCGAGAACACAGAGGAAAGCGAUAGCAGUGUCAACAGUAAUAGCACAACGAGCAGGCUGCAACGGCGGAAGAAGAGGACUAUGGAACGCGUUACGUCACUUACCAAUGUCGUUCUUGCAGAGAGUAAGAGUUCUGGUCUGCCUAGUCCAGAGACGACAGGUCCAGAAGAAGAUCAGGGAGAUGAAGUUGACGGAGAGGAGAAGGUCUUGAAUCCGGAAGCAAAUGGUACUGCACCAGAUCUCCAAGACGACUACGAUGAUGGACUUGAGGCGGAAUUGUUGGCAGGAUUUGGGGAUAGUGAUGAGGAGUAG